UGGGAAGGACAGCUGUUAUAAUAUGAUGCAGUGUGUUGCUGCUGGACAUCAGAUUGUUGCUCUAGCCAAUUUAAGACCUGCUGAAAACACAGGGCAGACUGAUGAAUUGGACAGCUAUAUGUAUCAGACAGUAGGACACCAUGCCGUUGACCUAUAUGCUGAUGCUUUGGAUUUGCCACUCUAUCGUGCUUUCAUAAAGGGUACCAGUGUAAAUACUGGAAAAGUGUAUACCACAUGUCAGGAAGAUGAGGUUGAAGAUCUUUACCACCUCAUGAAACUUGUUAAGGACAAAGAAGGAGUGGAGGGUGUAUCUGUGGGAGCCAUUCUUUCUGACUACCAGAGAGUUCGAGUUGAAGAUGUAUGCAGAAGACUUAAUCUUCAGCCUUUAGCUUACCUUUGGCGUCGGAACCAGGAAGUAUUGCUUAAAGAAAUUAUAUCAUCUAACAUUCAAGCUAUUAUCAUAAAAGUGGCAGCUUUUGGCUUAGAUCCAGAUAAGCAUCUAGGAAAAACUCUUAAUCAAAUGGAGCCUAAUCUUUUGGAGCUUUCUGAGAAAUAUGGAGUCCAUGUUUGCGGAGAAGGUGGAGAAUAUGAAACAUUCACUCUGGACUGCCCUCUAUUUAAGAAGAAAAUAGUUGUAGAUGAAGCCAAAGUGGUUGUGCAUUCAGCUGAUGCAUUUGCACCUGUGGCCUACCUUCAUUUUUUAAAAUUACACCUGGAGAAUAAGCAGGGUGAAUCUUCUGGUACGUUUAUGGUCAAUAGCUGUUCUUGUGAGGUAAGCUGCAAUGACGACAAUAUUUUCCCUUCGUCAGAAGAGGAUGAACCAGAGCAAAACAUUGCAGUCAUCUGGAAACCCUUGAAACAUAAUACUUUGGAUUUCACUAAGAUGUCUGGAAGUUCAGGAAAAUCCCUGAGUGGUUACCAGUGGUUUUCAGGUAUUGCUGCCCACUUCCUUCCAUCAAAAGGCAGAAGUGUUCAAGAGGCAGCAAGGGAAGCAUUUUCUUCUCUUCAAGCUAAUAUGACUUCAGAGGGAUUGAAACUGAAGGAUAUUAUUUUGGUCCAUCUGUAUAUGAAGAGCAUGAAAGAUUUCAAUGUCAUAAAUUCAGUUUAUGUGACAGAAUUUGAUUUGUGUCCACCAGCAAGAGUAUGUGUGGAAACCCUGUUACCUGAUGGAGUACUGUUUUGCAUUGACUGCCUUGCACACAUUGCAACAGAUGAUGUAUUACGUGAUGAAAAACUGGUCAUGCAUGUACAGAGCAUUUCCCACUGGGCACCUGCUAGCAUAGGACCUUACAGUCAGUCCAUCAAGGUUGGAGAUGUUCUCUACUGUGCUGGACAGAUUGCUCUAGUACCUUGUACAAUGCAGCUUGUUAGCGGUGGCAUAUGGACUGAGGCCACAGUUUCCCUCCGUCAUGUUGAGCGAGUUCUUCAAGCUAUGAGCCAGAAGACUGCACUCCACCACAUCAUCACAGCCAGCUGCUAUGUAACUGACAGAAAGCACAUUCCUAUUGCUCGCUCUAUAUGGCAGAAGAAAUUAAGAGAAUGUAAAAAGGUUGAAGAUUCGGAGCUGUAUCAUGAUGUAACUGCAGUGUGUGGGUUGCUUGCUGUGGUUGUAAUAUCUCACCUACCCAGAGAUGCUGCCAUUGAAUGGCAUGUUGUUGCAGUAGUUGAUGAUCCACUCCAAAGAAAACAUUUUGCAAUGAAGAUGUUGUCAGAGGGCUUCCAAAUUGAGUGUGAAUCUGUGGAGUCUAGUUCUGCAUCUUGUGUAUCAAUCUCUGUACGUCUGAGCUUGAUUUCACCAUCCACUUCUCAGCUUGAUUUAGAUGGACCUCUUCGUGACUUAGUUGCUAUGUUUAGACAAGCAGUUGAGAAACUUUCAGAAGACUGCCAUGCAAGUCCUUUGUCUUUUAGAGCUUUCUUCAAGGAGAAUGUCUUUGAUGCUGAAACACUACAAACAGGACUGCAAGAAUACCUUGAAAAAUAUUUGGGCAAGAAGACCCCAGCUCUGAUUUUAGUACCUGUGGUGGACUUACCUGGCAAGGAAGUUAUGCAUGUAAUGUGCUGGCUAAGCUAGCCGUUCAAAAGAGUGUGUGAGCACCGGAGCUACGUGACCAGCACUCCAGCAUAUAUCUGAGAUACUUCCAUAAAAGUCAACUGCAUGGCAGUGUGUUUACAUUGGGGUGACUAAGACGUGGACUUAGCACUCCAGUUUCAUUUCUUUACCCACUACAUGAUUUGACCUGGGCAGCAGCUGAAACAAAACCAGUGACCAUAAGAGGAUCUUCCUCUGUUAGAUACAGUUUGUAUGUCCAGCAUACUAUACUAUACUGAUGAUUACUUGAAAAUAGAGACUGUUAAAUGUUGUUUUCCUUACUAUUACAUCAAGUAAUGUAGCAGAGCUGACAUCUUCAUUAGUAAGAAUUACUUUUCUCACAGUUAGUCAAGUAUUUUUGGAAGGGAAAAGGCAAAGAGCUUUUUAUGUGUCAGUGUAUAAACACAUGGAUGCAUUAAAUUAAAUUUCUUGAGAAAAAAGGGAAGAAUCCAUUAACAAUACAUUAGUUCAUUAGCAUUCAGUAUCAUUUUUAGGCUAGACUUAAACAUAUUCGAUUCUUGUUCUUUCCUAUGAUCAGAAAAUAACUUUUUAAUACCUGGAUGUGUCUGUUUUGUUUGAAUUCUACUCUUUUAGAAGGCCAAAUUAUUUUCUUACUUCUCCCUCGAAAUACCAGCAUUUUCAUUCUCUCAGUGUAAAGUGUCCACAGACCAGAAACACAAGCUGGACUGAAGCAGAGAUGAGGAUGAAGCUUAAUGUUUCAUCAAUACAUAUGGAAGCCAAAUAGAUGGUGUGUUUGACUGUGUCUCUUGUAGCAGUCAUUUUUUUCAUACUUUAAAAAAGAUACCUAAACAUGUUGAUCUUGGCAUUUGUACUGUAGUGUGUUUUUAAGGUGGUAGGUUAUUUGCUCCGAAAGAAACCAGCUUUUCCUGGAAGUUUUCCUGCAAGAUUCAUGGCUCAAACUAUCCUCCUUUUCCCCAGCAGAGGUGUAUUGAAAAAUGGUAAGAGAAUACAUUGGUCUGAAAAACAGUGUGAUCAUUUUUUUUUUUCUCACCAGAAAGCAAACCUUUUUAUGUUUUUUAGACAACUAGAACUUCAAUGGGUUUACUUUGUGAAUAGCUAAAAAAUAAUAGCUUGCUGACUUUUUCUCCUUGAGAGGCUUCAUACAGCUUCUAAGUGGUGUGAAUAACUAAAACUGUAAGCUGGGUCUGCGGUGUUUUAAGUACGAACAAUGCAAUUUGUUUAACAUUUGAUAGGCAAGGUAGGUGAGUAAAGUGCUGCUCCAUAUAGAGACCUAAGACUUUUGUGAUAGAAUUAACAUUUUAUCUGGCUUAUGCUGCCAUACUUGCAUCAUAAUUACUGGAUCCUACUGUGAAUAAGUUAUUUCACAGAGCUCUUGUUCACUUUGUAACAAAAGUGCUAGCUGAAGAUGGGAGGUGGGGAGAUGGGUGUGCACACAUGCACACACACACAAUGUGUUUUAGUGAAAAGAGGAAACGACAUCUAAUACUCAAAAUUUAUAGAUGCAGGGUUUGUUGGGGUUUUUUUCAUGACUAGCUUUGCUGAGUGUUUACCCCAGCAGGUUUUAAUCUUGAGACUAUAAAUUGACAUACUGUGCUAAGGCACUGGUUUUGAGGACUUCAUAUAUAUACACAAAUGCUUUCUGUUUCUCUGAUUUUUACUAAGACUGCAGGAAAAUGUUUUGUAUGUAUAUUAUGACACAAAGAGUUGGCUGAUCUAGGUUCAAGCACUCAGAAGACAUAUGUAAUAGGUUGGAAAAUAUCUUUUAAAAUGUAACCUGAGGUUUAAAUUUUUCCUUUCUCUGCUGUAACAAGUGUUAGAAUAUGGCUUAUACAUCUUUUUUAUUUUUUUUUCCAAAAUAAUUCUAAGUAUUUUUAUAGUUCUCUGUGUCAGUGAAAUUUUGUUUCCUGCCUCCUUUAAAAAAUCUGUAUAUCAAUUUCUUUAAUUGCUUGAAGCAUGUUAAAGUGAACUGACCAAAUGGGACUGCAAGACCAAAACUGAUUUAAUAACUUUGCGUUUUACUCAUUUCAAAACCCAGUGAUGGCUACAGUACCAGUGAGCCUUUACAAUGCACAUGGCUAAGCUGCUAUAAAGGCACCGGAGCUGAUCUUCCUAAAUAGAUUUUAAAAUGACAUUGAGAUAUUUUAAGCAGACAUUAUUUAAUUUUUUUCCCUGUGAGUUUUAUAGUUAGGUGAUUCAGGAGCUGAUUUGUUAUACCAUAUAGCAUGGGUGCAUCUUUCCUCUUAUCCUUCAGAAGUCUGAUGGGCAUUGGAAGCAGGAUGUCUCCUGAGUAUUAGAGAGGUGAUCUGAAGCAGCUCUUCUUCAAGGACAUCCUGUUCAAUCCAUUAUCUCCUGUCAAUGUGCAGUAGUCUAGUCUAUCAAAAUACAGUGAUUGAAUAAAACUUUUAUUUCAAAUAAAUGAAUGCAUUGAUUUAAUAAAAGAUUUGUACUGCAUGGUAUAAUAGUUCUCUAAAUGAACACUGAAAUCCUAAAAUACAGAAACUUUUCAUGUGUCCAAGUUAAAUCUUUGUUACUUCUUUCAGGAUGGGUUUGCUGAAGCAAACCUGGUUUAUUUUGUAUGUUAAAGUAAAACUAUCCUGAGUUCUCAGAGUACUAACUGGCACUUAUAAUAAGUAACCUGUUUUUACUAUUAUAAAUGUCUGGCAUUGGGAAUACAUAUUAAGAAUACUUGACAAUUUACUAAUUUAUGAUCUCUUUAGUUGUAUUUUAAUAUUUUUGGCAAGUCAGC
This is a messenger RNA of Athene cunicularia (burrowing owl), 4817 nucleotides long. It is a transcript of the gene DPH6, whose product is annotated as diphthamine biosynthesis 6. NCBI's taxonomy places the organism in Eukaryota, Metazoa, Chordata, Aves, Strigiformes, Strigidae. Gene Ontology annotation, molecular function: diphthine-ammonia ligase activity. The coding region runs from base 23 to 2071 and encodes 682 amino acids. Gene Ontology annotation, biological process: protein histidyl modification to diphthamide. The record is from RefSeq and is a predicted model, not a curated record. The transcript is spliced from 15 exons.